AUGGAGAGUACAGAUCCAGGAGGGGGGUCUAGAGGGGGCCUAGACCCUUUGGUUGAACAACAUGAAGUAAUGGAUGUGGAGAAUGAAAACAAAAAUCAUCUGAAAUCUGGGCAACGAUGUGGAGAGGGUUUUUCUUCAAUUUCUUUCAAGCAAAAACUCAUGUUCUUUGCAGACCAAGGGAUUCUCAAUGAGGAAAUUUUCUUGAAUGAUGUCACAUACAUUAUGGCAGAGUGUGAGAUUGAUUCAAUUGUAGGGAGUGAUGAUUCAAAUCCUAACAUUCCUUCUAUUAGUAUCGAUUUGGAUACUAGGAAGAAAAUAUGUCAAAAAUGGAAGUGGUGUAUUAUUGGGAAAGUUCAAGGGAAGAAUUUGGGGUUCAAAUUUAUGCAGGAGAAGAGUCAUAAGUCGCCGACCGUAUUCAAAUUUGGAAAUUUGGAGGAUUACAAGAAAGUGGUGUUUGGAAGUCCUUGGUUCAUUUUAGGACAUUUUCUCAAUCUCCAAAGAUGGAGUCCAAAUUUUAGGCCUUCAACUACUAAGAUGGAGAAGACUGUUGUAUGGGCAAGGCUACCGGAGCUCCCGCUUGAAUACUUUGAUAGAGAUAUCUUGUUUCAUAUUGGAAACAAGAUUGGACAGACAACAACUGAACAAGUUGCUAGAGGAAGGUAUGAUCGAAUUUGUGUCGAAAUUGAUACUUCAAAAGCGUUAGUGCCGUGCAUACGGAUUGGUGGGUGUCUACAGAAAGUAGAAUAUGAAGGUCUUAAUCAAAUGGGUGUCAAACAUGGGAAAAUCACCCACAAGCAAAGAAGUUGCGAUCUUGAACAGAAUGGAAAGAAUAUUGUGGAAGUUGAUCUUUCAAGAACAGCAGGUGUUAGGGGAAAUGUCAACGAGGAAAAUGAGGGAUUUGGGCCAUGGUUGCUGGUUGAGGAUAGGAAGAAAAAGAAGGCUAACCAGAAUGAUGGAAAUAAUGGCUCUGGGGAUGGUCAGGGCAAGCGUGGUGAGGAUAAUCAAAUGACCAGUAAGGAAUGGACAUUGGUGUCUAGAAGGACUCAGAAAAAUGGACAAAGCAGUAGUCGACAGGGUGGUUCAAUGACUAAAGGGUCAUUUGCUGAGACUUCAAACAGUUUCGCGUCCCUUCAUAAUGCUGAUGAUGAUGACAUUAAUGAGAAAAUUGUUAACUGUAGGAAGGAGAAUGGAGAGAUUGGCGCUCAAGAGGUAAUUAUGAGAGGAAUGAAAAGCUCCACUAAGCAUAUUCAUGCUAGCAAUAAUGAUCAGUUACAAAAAAAUAAUCGAAAAGAUAGUAAAUCUAUUCAUGUUAUGGGAUCCGUUUCUCAUGCAACGGGAGUUACAGGAAAAGGAAUCAUCCAAAAUAAUGAGGGAAGUAAUGAUAGGAAUGAAACAUUGGUUUUCAAGACUAAAGCAAAUAUAAAUAGAGACACUAACAGAAAGUCUGGCAAGAAACUUGCUACAACUGAAGCAAGUAAUGGAGCAUCAAACCGAACUCCUCAACAUCUUUUUCACAAGAGUCGCAGAGGGCUUGCUAGACCCUCCUUUAUUAGAGUUAUGAAGAAGCUUAUCAAGAGACACAAUCCCACCAUUGUUGUAUUGCUUGAAACUAGGGUACUUGAAAAGCAUGUUUCUGAAAUAGUAAGCAAGUUAGGUUUCACGGAUUCUAUUAUUGUUGAUCCCCAUGGUUUCUCUCGGGGGUUUAUUCCGAACAAAACUACCAGAAAAAGGAUGUGGAGUGAGCUCAGUGCCAUUGCCGACAUUCCCGAUGCUGACUGGAUGGUGGUGGGAGACCUCAAUACUUUUUGUGGAAGUCAUGAGAAUCAAGGAGGUAGAAUUACUACUACAACCGAGAUCCAAGAUGUACUGAGUUUCUGUGGUCUCAUUGAUCUAGGAUCCAAUGGUCCUAAAUUCACUUGGAACAACAAGAGGGCUGGAGCAGCAAAUAUCAAAGAAAGGUUAGAUAGAGCUCUUGUCAACUCAAAUUGGCAGACUCGCUUCAACAAAGCUCAAGUAUUUCAUUUACCUUAUUAUAAUUCUGACCACAGGGUCAUUCUUGUUGAUCUUGACCCUAAGUUUAGAUUUAAGCAAAGACCUUUCAGAUUUGAGGCCAUUUGGGCUGAGGAUUCUAGGUAUGAAGAUGUGGUUAAGAAUACUUGGACUUAUAAUGUUACUAGUUUUAGUAGUACUCAGUUCUUAGACAAUAUCUCUAGGAUUCAGAGCGAGACUAAAAAAUGGAAUAAAAAUGUUUUUGGUAACAUCCAUCUUCAGAUUGAUAAAGCUCAUAAUAGUCUUGUUAAAGCCCAAAAUGAUUUUGAUAGCUGGCCAUCUGAAAGAGCUAAACAGACUAUGACAGAGUGCCUUAUUGAGUAUCUUAGGUUGGUUAAACUUGAGGAAACUUUCUGGAGGCAAAAAUCUAGAAUAUCCUGGCUUAGAGAAGGAGAUAUGAACACGAGGUUCUUCCAUACCUCUACAAUGACUAGGAGAAAAAGGAACUCCAUAGUCAUGCUCAAAGAUGACAGGGUAGAAUGUAUUAAUAGCGAUAAAAUGAUUGAAAAUCAUACUGUCAACCAUUUUAAUAGUUUGUUUAAUUCUUCUGCCUCUUAUAUUUGUGAUAGUGAGUUGUCUAAUCUCUUUCAUCCUAUCAUAUCUCUAGAUCUUUGCAAGGAUGUCAGUGUGAAUGAAACUGUUAGUGCAGUAAAGCAGCUAGGAGCUCUCAAAGAUCCUGGCCCGGAUGGUCUCCAAGGUAUUUUCUAUACCAAAUACUGGAAUCAUGUUGGUCCUAGUGUUAUUGAUCUUAUUAGGAGUUUCUUUCAUAGUGGAGUCAUAGAUGAUAGGCUCAAUAAAACUUUUAUUGCCUUAAUUCCUAAGACUAAUAACCCCACUACUAUUAAAGAGUAUAAACCUAUAAGUCUGUGCAACUUUAGCAUGAAAAUAAUCACUAAGAUCAUAACUAAGAGGCUUAGACCUUUACUGAAUAAGAUUUUUUCUUAUAACCAACAUGCCUUCAUUCCGGCUCGCUCCCUCUUUGAUUCUGCUAUUUUGUGUAAUGAGAUUAUUCAUUCUUUUAAAACUAAAAAAGGUAAAGAAGGUUGGAUGACUCUUAAGCUUGAUCUGGAUAAAGCUUAUGACAUGAUUAGUUGGGAUUUUAUUGGUAAACUUCUUAAGUGCAAUGGUUUUGACCAAAAGUUUAUCAAUUGGGUAAUGAAAUGUAUUUCUACAGUUUCAUUUCAGGUUCUCAUAAAUGAUGCUCCUAGUACUACUUUUAGACCUUCUAAUGGACUGAGACAAGGGGACCCCUUGUCCCCUUACCUGUUUAUCAUGUGCCUUGAGUCCCUUACAAGAAUGUUUAACGCUGGAAUUGCUAACAAGUCUUUGUCUGGUUUUACAGUGGCCAGAGGAGCUCCUAUGAAAAUUAACAAGAGUAAGUCCACACUUCUUACUUAUGCUAAUUUGGGUAGGAGCUUCACGAGAGGAAUGGCUAAUGCUUUAGGAGUUCAAGUUGCUGUUAACCCAGGGGGUGUCAAUAUUAGAGACCUUGAAGUUAAUAAUCUUGCUAUUCUUGCUAAAAUGGCCUGGAGAAUAUAUUCUAACCCGGAGUCUGUUCUCUUUAAUCUAUUGAAAACCAAAUACUUUAAGACUGGUGAUUUCUGGAAUGCUGAUCUUACUAAAGGAUCUUCCGUUAGCUGGAGAAGCAUUAUAAAGGGUAGGAAUGCUUUAGAUGAAACCAGUCUACCUAAAGAACCUGUCAGCAACUUUAUAAAUUUUAGUGAUCAUAGUUGGGAUAUUAAUAGACUUCAGAAUAACAUCCCUGAAAACAUUGUUAAGGAGGUGAUUGCUCUUCCUGUUUGCAAUCUGUCUAAUAAUGCUGGUACUCUGAUCUGGUCUGCUAGUAAAUAUGGUAAUGUAACUGUUAAAGAUGCUUAUAUUUUCUUGAACAAGAAAGUUAAUGAAGAUGUCAUCGCCAAUAAGGACUGGAGAAAUAAGAAGGUGUUUGAAAAUGUAAGAUUCAAUGCUAACUGGGUUCUGGAAACUGCUCUUAGGAUGGCAAAUGAGUACUUUCAGGCUAACUCAGCUUCUUCCACAAAUGAAAGGGCUAUGGAGGAAAUUCAGAUUGCUUGGCAGGUUCCGAAUACAGGAUUUUACAAGAUUAAUACUGAUGGGUCUACUAAUGAUUAUGGAAAUGCAGGAAUUGGUUGA
Molecule: messenger RNA, 4200 nt
Organism: Papaver somniferum (opium poppy)
Lineage: Eukaryota; Viridiplantae; Streptophyta; Magnoliopsida; Ranunculales; Papaveraceae
Exons: 8
Coding region: 1-4200 (1399 amino acids)
Molecular function (GO): catalytic activity
Source: RefSeq, a predicted model, not a curated record